Molecule: messenger RNA, 3281 nt
Organism: Seriola aureovittata
Lineage: Eukaryota; Metazoa; Chordata; Actinopteri; Carangiformes; Carangidae
Gene: paics
Product: phosphoribosylaminoimidazole carboxylase, phosphoribosylaminoimidazole succinocarboxamide synthetase
Exons: 15
Coding region: 16-3117 (1033 amino acids)
Biological process (GO): 'de novo' IMP biosynthetic process
Molecular function (GO): phosphoribosylaminoimidazolesuccinocarboxamide synthase activity
Source: RefSeq, a predicted model, not a curated record
CAGGUCAGCUCAAACAUGGAGAAAGGAGCAGAGAGACAAAGAGGAGGUGAUAUGGAGGUGGUGGAGGAAAAAGGCUCAGUGGAGAGGCAGUGGGGGGAGGCAGAGGUGCUGGCUCUGGUGUCCGUGUGGGACGAGGUGGGAGCUCAGCACGUAGCUGAGAGCAGAGCCACAUUUGAGCUGAUCUCAGAGCGCCUGAGGAGGCUCAGUGUUGUGCGCAGCUGGUGGGAGUGUCAGGCCAAGAGCAGGAGCCUGGGACUUCAGAGCAGGAAGCCUGACGCAGCAGCAGCAGGCGCUUCAGCAGACUACAGCCCAGGAGUGGAUGGAAGGCCGGUGGAGGGCUGGGAGGAAGAGGUGGAGGAAGUGGGUAAUCAGAGAGGAGUCUACCCUUCCUCAGUCACUAUCCCAAUGCAGGAAGGAAUCAAGGGUCGGAUCCAUCGAGCGCUUCCUUACACUCCGAGCGUGGCUGAGGAGGGGGGCCGCCACUGGACGGACGACGAGGUGCGAGCGCUGCUGUGCGUGUGGGCCGACUGGCGUAUUCGGGAGCGCUUGAAAUGCACGCUACGCAACAAGUCCAUCUUCCAAGAGAUGGCCCGUCAGAUGCAGAGAAACUUUGGGGUGGUGCGCAACUGGAAACAGUGUCGGACAAAAUACAAGAACUUGAAGUACGACUACAAGACUGCUAGAAGCGCUCACGCCGCUGGGGGCAGCACGGCAGGAGGCCCCGGGAAGUACAUGAAGUUCUUUGACGAGGUGGAAGCCAUUCUGCUGGACCGCGGACUGGAAAACGGCACGACGGAAAUGCAGAAGAGGUUGUAUGAUGGAGAAAUAGCAGCAGGGAGGAUAAAAACAACAGCAGGCCACGCAGCUCAGACGACGGCCUCAGAGACCGAGGUUGUCAUAGAGAUUGAUGAUGAUGACAACAGCGAUGACUACGACAUGGACGGAGACGUAGAGGCGAAAUGGAGAGGAACAGAUCCGUCCAGCUCCGACCAGUUCCACGUGGUCACGGUGUCGGACACAGGUCGAAACUGGAGCGACCAGGAGGUGCGAGCGCUGAUUCAAGUGUGGUCCGAUGAGCGCGUGUGCAGGCAGCUGGAGAGCUCGACCAGGAAGAGAGACAUCUUUGUUCAGAUCUCCAACAGGUUAAUGCAGCAGGGCAUCGAACGCGACUGGAAACAGUGUCACACCAAGUACAAAAACCUCAAGUACCUUUACCGCUCCCUCCAAAGGGGCAAGACAGAUGACACUGACCCCAGACGCCUUAUGAGGUUCUACGAUGAGGUGGACGCCAUUAUGAACCGCACAACUAACGGUUCGCCACAUGCCGCAGGACCUGCUGACCACCAAGCACAUUCGGGAGGACUUGUGACGCUGCAGGGUUGUGAGGAGAGAGAUCACUUAGACGUCUAUUUGACAAAGGCCAGCGCAGUGACGACAGUGAUGGGAGCGAUGGAGGAGAGAACUUGUAGCUCCGACUCCGUCUCAUCUAUAAGCCUCGACGUGUCGCCGAGCGUUGAAGAGCAGAGGACGCACGUAGUGAAGGAGCAUCGCUUGGAUCAGCAGCACAGAUUAGUGGAAUCUUCUGAGACGAGGGCAGAGAAAGAGGAAACCUAUUCAGCGAACAGAGGACUGAAGAGGAAAGCUGUGGAUCAAGACCCCAAACUCCAGACUCCAGUGAAAAAACUGAACACUGGCUCUGACUUUGCUGGUAAGGUGGAGGCCCAGUGUAAAGAAGAGCAGGAUCACAUCCCAAUAAUAAAGAUCAACUCAGUGUGUUCAAUGGCCUCCCCUAAUCCGUCCCCUGUGAGACAGGGCUGUAAGUCAUUAAAGAACUCCAUCAUGGCGUCCACACCAGAGCUGAAGAUCGGCCAGAAGCUGAAUGAGGGAAAAACAAAGCAGAUCUUUGAGCUGGUGGACCAGCCCGGACUGGUUCUGGUGCAGUCCAAGGACCAGAUCACCGCAGGGAAUGCUGUGAGGAAAGACCAGAUGGAGGGCAAAGCUGCCAUCGCCAACAAAACGACGAGCUGCGUGUUUAAGCUGCUGCAGGAAUCUGGUAUUAAGACGGCCUUUGUGAAGCAGCACUCGGACACAGCGUUCAUCGCCACCCACUGUGAAAUGAUUCCCAUUGAGUGGGUGUGUCGGAGGGUGGCGACCGGAUCCUUCCUGAAGAGGAAUCCAGGAGUCAAAGAAGGAUACCGCUUCUCUCCGCUGAAGAUGGAGAUGUUCUUUAAAGAUGAUGCCAACAAUGACCCUCAGUGGUCCGAGGAGCAGCUGCUGCAGGCCAAGUUCUGCCUGGCCGGGCUCACUAUCGGUCAGUGUGAGGUGGACAUCAUGAACCGCAGCACCGUGGCCAUCUUUGAGAUUCUGGAGAAGGCCUGGGCCACUCAGAACUGCACGCUGGUGGAUAUGAAGAUUGAGUUUGGUGUCGAUGUGAAAACUCAAGAGAUCGUCCUCGCUGAUGUGAUCGACAACGACUCAUGGAGGCUGUGGCCAGCUGGAGAUCGCAGCCAGCAAAAAGAUAAGCAGGUGUACCGUGACCUGAAGGAAGUCACCCCCGAGGCCAUGCAGGUGGUGAAGAGGAACUUUGAGUGGGUCUCUGAAAGGGUCAAGCUGCUGCUGGAGUCCCAGGCCAGUGGACGGGUGGUGGUUCUGAUGGGCUCCACCUCGGACAUGGCCCACUGUGAAAAAAUCAAGAAGGCCUGUAGCUCCUAUGGCGUCCCCUGCGUCCUCAGAGUCACCUCGGCUCACAAAGGUCCAGACGAGACGCUCCGCAUCAAAGCAGAAUAUGAAGGUGACGGUGUGCCCACUGUGUUCGUGGCCGUGGCCGGCAGAAGCAACGGUCUCGGUCCAGUGAUGUCAGGAAACACGGCUUAUCCCGUCAUCAACUGCCCCCCUCUCACUCCAGACUGGGGUGCUCAGGAUGUCUGGUCAUCCCUCCGUAUGCCAAGUGGUCUUGGCUGCUCCACGAUCCUCUCCCCCGACGCCGCCGCUCAGUUUGCGGCGCAGAUCUUCGGCCUGACCGAUCACCUGGUGUGGUGCAAACUGAGAGCCUCCAUGCUGAACACCUGGGUGUCUCUGAAGCUGGCUGACAAGAAGCUGCAGGCCUGCAGCCUCUGAAGCGGCUCAGGACCUGGUUGAGCCUCGUGUGCUCCUCUGUCCGUCUACGCCUCGUCUUCGUUUACCGCGACAAACCCUCUAACAGUAGAUCUAAUCUACACCUACUUCCUCACACGUGAAUCAUUCCACUGAAAGAGAAAAUGAUUAAAAGCUUCUUAAUGAAA